AUCAACUGACCUCUGACGGCACAAACAAUAAGAUCUUUCUAUCUACGAGGUGCAAGGUCAACACCCUUCGUUACGGUUGUCAUCGUACCAUGUUGCAACUUCUUCUCGUAACGAGUUUCAUAAGGCAGCAGAUGGCGACCUCGGGUAGAUUACCUAGCCUGGGGUGGAUUGGACCUUGUCACUUGUCAGAGUCAGACGGAGUACUCCGUACGGAGCACCGUGCUGUCACUAUACAGUCUCCGAACUCCGAAGUCGGAGGGCCGUUGGGGAAGUUGGAGCGAAAAGAUAGCCUGCGGAGCGAGAUGGCCACACACCUACAGGGCCAUUUUAGCGCGCACACUGUAGCGUGCAAGGGCUAGUCGAGUGGAGUCUUCCGAGUACUAGGCUACUAGUCCUUUGCAGUUCUGCUGGCAUGAGGCCUAGUGAUAGGCUGAAUGAUGCCAUUCGCGGGCUUGUUCCAUGGCCCUAUAUUAGUCUAUCCAACAAAAUCAGUUGUGACUACCUACUCCGUGGCGGUCGUGCCAUGUGACGCG
Molecule: messenger RNA, 533 nt
Organism: Aspergillus sclerotioniger CBS 115572
Lineage: Eukaryota; Fungi; Ascomycota; Eurotiomycetes; Eurotiales; Aspergillaceae
Exons: 2
Coding region: 90-359 (89 amino acids)
Source: RefSeq, a predicted model, not a curated record